Symbiodinium sp. CCMP2592 is the source of this 930-nucleotide messenger RNA. NCBI's taxonomy places the organism in Eukaryota, Dinophyceae, Suessiales, Symbiodiniaceae. The record is from the annotation of a GenBank genome assembly.
AUGGGAUACGUUCGUAUCAGUUUUCCCCGAGCCUUCGUGAGUCUUGGCUUCUUCCGUUGCCCACUGCUAUUGUGGUCCUUCAUAUUCUUCCUUGCUGGCGGUGCUUGUGUUUCUCGGCUGACACUGCCAAUGGCUAUCGUUGUCAGUCUAUUGAGUGCGUUCUUGGGUUGUGUUUGCUAUGGCAUCUCAUGGAUGCGCGGCCAGCGCACACCCAUGGUGAAGAGACAUCGUCAAUUUCAUCACGCAUGGUCUACCUCGAACCCAAAGCCCAAGCGGUGUGAGCGGGGAGCUCCUCGAGCAAUCACGGCAGGGAAGCUCCGAGACUUCUUAGACUUUUUCCGGGAAUUCAUUCGGGAGCGGUCCAUGUACUAUGUCUGCUCGAACAUCGUGAUGCCCUUGACGAAGCCAGUUAAGCUCUCCUUCGCGGAGCUCAUCGGCCCCAAUGAGCUCAACUGGUUUGUUUCUCAUUAUUGGGGUACACCAGUCCAGCAUUUCGUGGCGGCAGUGUGCAAGCACGGGUUUGCCCAUGCAGGUGACGCUUGGCGAGACUCGGAGUCCUCCUUCUAUUUGGCGUUGAGAAGCCCCAAUUGCCUGGGUACUGCUAUGAUACUCGACGAAGAGGCCUUACCUUUGCAGCGGCUCUUGCUCUGCACUUCUACAGGGGUCCUCCAGCAAGGCCAAGCGGGCACUGAUAUUGCCAUGGCUGUUGCCAAGAGGUUAGCCGCGCUGGAUCUCCGCAACGCGCAAGCAUCGGAUGAAGGAGACAGACUCAUGAUUCACGGCCUCAUCGAAGCAAUGCCCGGGGGCUUUGACGCAAUGAACCAAUUCGUCCGGGAGUCCAUCCGCAAUGCCCUGGUAACCAUGCAUCAGCAGUUUCUAGGAACAUGUGGGAACCAUUCUAUGUUUCUUCAGGCCACUUUUCCACUAUAA